Molecule: messenger RNA, 1282 nt
Organism: Protopterus annectens (West African lungfish)
Lineage: Eukaryota; Metazoa; Chordata; Ceratodontiformes; Protopteridae
Gene: EIF3F
Product: eukaryotic translation initiation factor 3 subunit F
Exons: 8
Coding region: 41-856 (271 amino acids)
Biological process (GO): translational initiation
Cellular component (GO): eukaryotic translation initiation factor 3 complex, eIF3m
Molecular function (GO): metallopeptidase activity; translation initiation factor activity; translation initiation factor binding
Source: RefSeq, a predicted model, not a curated record
GAGGGCGCUCGUUUUAGUGAAUUGGUCCCUUUUUUCAAGCAUGGCGGUCGUAGUGAAGAUGCAUCCUGUAGUUCUAGCGUCCAUUGUGGAUAGUUUUGAACGUCGUAACGAAGGCAGUAGCCGUGUUAUUGGAACUCUUCUCGGAACGGUUGACAAGCAGUCAGUUGAGGUUACAAACUGCUUCUCUGUUCCCCACAAUGAAUCUGAAGAUGAGGUUGCCGUUGACAUGGAGUUUGCAAAGAACAUGUACGAACUGCACAAAAAGGUUUCACCAAGUGAGGUUAUUGUGGGCUGGUAUGCCACUGGCCAUGACAUCACUGAGCACUCUGUCCUCAUCCAUGAGUACUACAGUCGAGAAGCACAGAACCCUAUCCACUUAACUGUAGAUGCAAUGAUGCAAACUGGACGUAUGGCUAUCAAGGCAUAUGUGAGUGCACCGAUGGGUAUCCCUGGAAAGACUAUGGGUGUGAUGUUCACACCACUGACCGUAAAGUAUGUGUACUAUGACACUGAGCGAAUUGGAGUGGAUCUAAUCAUGAAAACCUGUUUCAAUCAAUCAAGGGUGGUUGGUGUCUCCUCUGACCUACAGCAGGUGGGAUCAGCAGCUUCUCGAAUCCAGGACAUGCUGAGCAUUGUAUUGCAGUAUGCAGAGGAUGUGCUGUCUGGUAAAGUAGCAGCUGAUAAUACUGUGGGUCGUUUCCUGAUGAACCUCAUCAACCAGGUGCCGAAAAUAUUACCAGAGGAUUUCGAAGCCAUGCUGAAUAGCAACAUCAAUGACCUGCUGAUGGUGACGUACCUUGCCAACUUGACUCAAGCACAGAUUUCACUGAAUGAAAAGCUUGUUGGUUUGUCCUGAGCAGUAUGGAUUGGUAGCUGUGGACUGUAAUGCUAAUGUAUAAUUUUAAAAUUUAUAUCUGAAACAAUAUUUUGACUUCUUGCCCAGUACAAAGUCUAGAGUGACGCUUGAUUUCACACUGCAGUUUACACUUUGGAUCUUGUAAAGAUGCUGGGGAUUUUUUGAUGGCAUUAGUAGUGUUCCUAGUCAGAUUAAGAAGCUUUGAUUUACCAAAGGUGACCGACUACAGCUUGAAGAACGGUAUAGUUAAGACUUACUUACAGAUUUCAUUGCAAUAACAUUGGCACAUUCCACUCUUCAGGAAAAACUGCUUCUGUGAGCAAUUCAAAGUUGAAUUUGUCUGUUUUAAUAUUCCAGGUUUUGAUUCUAAAGAAUGGUUUGAAAGUUUAUGGAGUUCAUGUUCUGAAAUAAAGAUAUUACUGGAAA